This is a messenger RNA of Acanthocheilonema viteae, 1086 nucleotides long. The record is from the annotation of a GenBank genome assembly. Lineage: Eukaryota; Metazoa; Nematoda; Chromadorea; Rhabditida; Onchocercidae.
AUGGUUACGGAUGGGGAAACGAUGCGCGAAUAUUUUGUACGCAAUGCGGAGAUAUUCAGUAAUCGAUGGCGUAAUUACGCAACCGACUUCUUUAUGGAUGGUACAAAUGGUAUAAUUCAAAUUGAUGGCGAUAAAUGGAAGCAGCAACGGCGCUUUGUACUUCGAGUAUUACGAGAUUUUGGAGUUGGAAGGAUGUUAAUAGAAGAGCGGAUUAUGAUGGAAGUUGAAAUUUUCAUCGAUUAUAUGGAAGCGAAAUGUACUGUGCAAGAGGUGGACAUAUGCGCAAUGCAUGCCGUUUGUGUUGGCAAUAUCAUUAAUAACAUAUUAUUUGGUUAUCGUUUUCCACAGGAACACGUGAAAAUAUUCAAUAGCGAAGAACCUCCAGAGAUCACAGAUUUCACAUAUGCGUAUCUCUCAGAAAUAGAUCGUAGAAAAAAGGCCGGUGAGCCGACCGAAUAUUUUAGCGAAUGGCAAUUAACAAUGCUACUAUUGGAUUUAUUUUUUGCUGGGAUGGAAACAACAGUGACAACAUUAAAAUGGGGAUUUCUUCUUUCGAUAAUUCACCCUGAUGUACAAACGAAAGUUCAAAAUGAGUUGGAUGAAAUUGGAAACAGAAUUACUCUUGCUGAUAAAUCAAAAUGUUCAUAUACAAUGGCUACCAUUCAUGAAAUCCAACGUCUCGCUAAUAUUUUGCCCAUAAAUUUAUUGAGAACUGUAGCGGAAGAUGUCGUUAUGGGAAAAUAUUACUAUCCAGCUGGAACGCUUUGUAUCCCACAAAUUUCAAUAGCAAUGAAUGACCCAACAAAUUUUGAAAAGCCUAAGGAAUUUCGUCCGGAACGUUUUCUAGAAGAUGAUGGAUUCACCCUUAAAAAGCAUGAUGCAUUUUUUCCAUUUUCUAUUGGCAAACGACAAUGCCUGGGUGAAUCAUUAGCGAAAGCCGAGCUAUUCCUUAUUUAUGCCAACCUGAUGAGGCAUUACCGUUUCCGUACCGUGCCAAAUAAGCCGAAUCCCUCAACAAAACGACUUUUCGGUCUGACAACCUCACCACCUCCAUACAAAUGUGUUGUGGAGAGAAGGAUAGUUUAG